Messenger RNA from Kickxella alabastrina, 1963 nucleotides. RefSeq lists its product as uncharacterized. The coding region runs from base 61 to 1914 and encodes 617 amino acids. The transcript has a single exon. Lineage: Eukaryota; Fungi; Kickxellomycota; Kickxellomycetes; Kickxellales; Kickxellaceae. The record is from RefSeq and is a predicted model, not a curated record.
UUUUAUCUUGCAUUCCGUCUCCUUGCCAUUCACUUUCACAACCUUUACAAUUAACAAUUCAUGAUUCCUCGCGCAAAAUUGCUCCAGCAGCACUCAGGAAUUGCCGCUGCCCGCUUACUGUCGACUAAAUUGGCACACCGGAGCGCAGCGGGGACUUGGCCUUGGACUCGGGGGCUGCCAGGAGCACAACAGCAGCAGCAGCAGGCAAACCAAAUACGGAAGCGCUUUAUCAACGUGCAGUUGCUUUCGGAAGAGCCAACAAGUGCUGGUGCCACUAUCCAGCGGCCGAAUGCAGAGUCGCAGCUGCAUGAUCUGGCUGCCGAUAUGGUAGCGGCGCUGGAGGCAACACAGUCAGCGGUGCUUUCUCGGUGGGCCAACCGCAUACGCACACUAUGCACUGGCCACGGCUCCGGGGGCAAAGUCGGCGUUAUUCACUCCGGGCCACACUCAAAUGCUGUGGUUUCUGCAAAGGGCGCCAACAUCGAUUACAUAAGUUUUAUGGAUGCCGAGGCAUCCAGCACAAGCAACGACGCGUUUGUUGACUGGCUUUACUCCUGCGACCGCGUUGUCAUAGUUGCUGAGCGUGCAAAACUCGUGCAGACACUGGCUAGCUCAGCGAUGAUUUACGCUGCGCUGCGGUUGCACCCUGGUGUCGUGCUUAUUGUGGAGGGCCUUGAGGUUAGCUGCGAUGCUGUGGAUGCUUUUUCGGGUCUGCUGCGCGAGUCGCUGCAGAUGCUGGGGGUUGUAUCGCCGACGACAGAUAAUGGUGUAUUCUCCGUUGCUCCUGCCGAAGAUGUGCGCUCUGUGUUGGAGAGAUUGCACAAAGAGCGUGCCCACAGCGGGCUCUUGGCCAGUGCAAUCAGUGCUGCUAUAGCUAGCGCAGAAACCGGGUAUGUGUCGGCGCCAUUUUUGCCUGGCUCGCCAACAGUUGCCUCGAACGGACGCAUUCCGUCGCCCACUUUCUCUUCAAGAAUCAUGCAGUUUUUGUCAGCGCACAGCCAACAAGAUGCGGAGACUACGCAUAUGACUGCGACCAGCAAGGUUAUCCAGCGAGACUUUGAAUGCGGCGAUCUUACAACCGUCGAUGCCAGCGCUGGUGUCAUCAAGUAUCGCACCCAGCAGUGGUUCGCCAGCGGCAAAGUGUGGCAGGCGCUGUUUAUGCGUGUGUAUGAGGUUGCCGACAACCUUAUAGACAAUGCCAUCCUUGACCGCUCGUUUGAAGCCGCCGAUCUGGGCAUGAUCCACGCCGCUGGCCGUCUCAACGAGUCCAUUCCCCGGGUGGCUGCCGAAAUGGCCAACGAACUGGAAAUGCUUUCUCGCAACCCUGCUGCAAUUGAAUCAAUCGACUCUUCGGCGCUAGAAUCGGCAAUCAGGGCGCUGCGUGCUAUGGCCUGCCAGGCCGACUGCGUAGAUCAGUUUGUGCUAGCGCAGCACGUAUGGGCUGCGCGCAAGGAUCUGGUAGACAGUGACGUGCUGGAAAAUAUCCCCAGACACAUGCACUGGUCGCUAUCGCAGUUCUGGGCAAUUCACGCCAGCGCAUUUGCAAGCGCCACGACUGCAUCGGUGUACUUUGAAUUGCCCCUGCAGUAUGCUGCGACUGGUGGUCUGGGCCUGUCGCUGCUGGCAUUUGUCUGGCUCGGAAGACGGUGGAACCAGCUUGAGCGCAUUGUGUACGGCCAAUUGGACGCCCAGACAAGCUCUUUGCGGAAGGAGCUCAUUGACGCUCACAAGCAAGUUCUCGAGACAAAGCUUGAUAAGCCAAUUAUUGCGUCUCUCCAAGGCAUUACUGACUCGCAGCAACUGAUUUCUAAGUCCUUGUCGCCAAAGCAUGACGACACCAGUUUCACUUGCGAUGCCAUUCCUUUAUCAGAGUGGAAGUCACGGCUGGAGUCAGCAACAUUCAAAUCCUCGUAAUAAAAAUUAGGCUGCUAUAAACAAUAAAAUAAAUAGAAAAAUAUUUUUG